AUGGGUAAAGGAUUAUUUAAACGUAAAAUGAUUAAAACGAAUGUAAUUUCCCUGAUUCCUGAAAACCAUCAUUUUGAUCAAAAUUAUGAAACCAAUAAUGAUUUGUCCUUAACGAGUAAUGAAUUAUCAUUGACAGAACAAGAUCAAAACUAUUUAAAUGAGCGUAUCAGUGAUGAUAUGAAAACCCAUGUGAUGAUGAAUCACUUAAAAUAUCUUAGAGAAUUACAUGCUGCUGCAGAAAGAUGUUACAUCAAGAAAAACGCUUUCAAAUGUAUCGAAAUAAUUACUUACUGUCCAUACUUAAUCAAUACUAGACAUGGAAUUGAUGGCAAAACGGCUUUCCACAGAGUUUGUAGUCAUAGACAUGUUUAUUUAAUGUCUUUUAUGCUAUCUAAAGGUGCUGAUCCGUGGUUGAAAACCAGUUCUAAUGAAACAGCUCUUUGUAUAAUUAUUCAUGCAUCUUUAAAAAAUCCAAAUGAAUCGUCAUCAACAAAAGUUUGUCUAGAGUUAUUACAAAAGUAUGGAUGUUAUAUAGAUUUCACAAAUGAUUGGUAUCAAGAAUAUUUGAAAGCCGCAAUGAUUACUAACAAUACAACAUUGGUUAAAUGGAUGUUUAAUAAGGCUCCAACAUAUUCAAACCUUACACGAUGUACUUCACUACCUCUAACUAUGUUGAAAUCUCAAUAACGUCAAAUUGCCGUUAAUUAAUAUUUUAAUUUAUACUAAUUUAUUGUAAUAUUUAAAUUCAGUAUUG
Messenger RNA from Chelonus insularis, 754 nucleotides. RefSeq lists its product as uncharacterized. The record is from RefSeq and is a predicted model, not a curated record. The coding region runs from base 1 to 687 and encodes 228 amino acids. The transcript is spliced from 3 exons. NCBI's taxonomy places the organism in Eukaryota, Metazoa, Arthropoda, Insecta, Hymenoptera, Braconidae.